AUGAUCAUUCCCAUGCAUUGCUUCACCUGUGGCAAGAUUGUCAGCAACAACUGGAAGGCCUACCUGGGGCUUCUGCAGGCGGAAUACACUGAGGGAGAUGCCCUAGACACCCUGGGCCUAAAGCACUACUGCUGCUGCCAGAUGCUGUUGGCCCACGUGGACCUGAUUGAGAAGCUGCUCAAUUGCACGCCCCUAGAGAAGUAACCACACUGGAGCCCACCUGAAUGCUGAGCCGACCAUGGGCUGUGAGCAUCCUGCCCCGAGUUCAUGAGACUGAGGUGUCUGGGGAUGCCUGGCCA
This is a messenger RNA of Callithrix jacchus (white-tufted-ear marmoset), 299 nucleotides long. RefSeq names its product RNA polymerase II, I and III subunit L. The record is from RefSeq and is a predicted model, not a curated record. NCBI's taxonomy places the organism in Eukaryota, Metazoa, Chordata, Mammalia, Primates, Cebidae. Gene Ontology annotation, cellular component: RNA polymerase I complex; RNA polymerase II, core complex; RNA polymerase III complex. Gene Ontology annotation, molecular function: DNA binding; zinc ion binding. Gene Ontology annotation, biological process: transcription by RNA polymerase II; tRNA transcription by RNA polymerase III; transcription by RNA polymerase I.